UGGGUUUGACUUCAGACUGUGGUACAUUAUAUGUGGAGUUUGCAUGGUACCCCCCGCCACAUCGGCUUUUUCCAGUUACUUCAGCUUCUUCCUUAUAUCCAGAGAACCGCUGCUGGUUAUUUUCUGACGCCUUCGUCUCGAGUGUUUAUGCAUGAUAUGUUUAUUAGUCCCUUUCCAGCAUGUAGCUAAACCUUAAGCCUUAACAGUACUCUGAAUGGCCCGGCUCAGUCUCCACCUCCCUCUAAAGACAAACUCUUCGUUAGACGCCGAAGAACAGAGAAGCAGCUGAGAAGCAGCUGAAAAGCAGAAAAACGCAGCUCAGGACUCUGUAGCGCUCAAUAAUCAUUAAACCUUCAUCUCUUGCCCUUUCUCAGGUUAUCCUUUGGGCUCAGCUCCGCCAGGGGGCACAGCUCACAAACGACUUGCAGGCAAUUACUGCUGUACGCCAGGACUGUGGGGAACGUGAUAUGAUUGAGACAGCUCCACAUCCCUUACGUACGAAGCCAGUCGCAGAAGGACCGCCCCUGCCACUACUACUCCUUGAAUGGGCUGCUGUGUUUUUUUUUGCACUUCCUUAACAGUGAAGGAGACUGCACAAGCAAGAUGGACUUAAACAUGGCAGGUGUCUUUUUUUUCAUUGUGUUUCUCUCCUUGAACACUGUUGCUGGUUAUAGUAAUGGGAAAGUAUCGAAAUCCUGUAAAAGUAUGAGACCAGGCCAUGGUCAUGCUCGUAGUACAAAGGCCAGUCCCUACAAGAUAUCUGUUGAUAAAAAUCACUUCAGUCCUGGUGAUCAGAUCAGAGUCACUCUCUCUGGAUCUGCACCUGGAGAGCCUUUUAAAGGGUUUCUCAUUCAAGCACGGGACACCUCAAAUCUGAGUGCUGAUGCAGUUGGAUCAUUUAGCCUUCUUAGUAAUGCUGAUGCGCAGCUUUUAAACUGUGGGAGCACAAAGGGAUCAGCAGUUAGUCAUACCAGUAAGUCCAAAAAGAUGGAGAUCAAAGUCAUCUGGAAUGCGCCUAAAAAUUCUCCACCUUCCGUCCAAUUUCUGGCUACAGUUGUUCAACACUAUGAUGUUUUCUGGGUCAAAAUACCAGGCCCAGUUGUAUCUCAGAGCAAUGUGAGUCCUCCAGUCCUGCCAACUUCAGCUACUGAUCAGACAACACAUCCAUCUGCACUUACAAAACCAUUUACCUCAAAGGGUUGUGGCAGGACAAAGUCCUGUUUGCGUGAUCCAGUUGGUUGUGAUCCAGAGACUGAUCCAAAGUGCCAUUUCCUCUCAUUCGCUGGCCAGGAGCAGUCAGUGGUGUUUGAACUCAGUGGACCUGCUGAGGGAUAUGUUUCUUUUGCAUUGUCACAUGACAAAUGGAUGGGUGAUGACGAUGUAUAUUUAUGUGUUAGAAGAAAUGAAUAUGUGGACAUAAAUCCAGCAUAUGUCACAGGCCGAACCCAUCCUGAAGUAGAGUUACAGAGCACAUUGAGGAAUAUGGCAUGGAGGUGGUCAGAUGGGGUUAUUCAGUGUACAUUUCAGAGGAAUAUUCAGAUCCCAGGAGAGGAGCACAGGUUUAAUCUUGAUACGAGUUACUACAUAUUCUUAGCAAGUGGUAAAGCAGAGCAUGGGAUGAUUCACAGGCAUAACCGUCAGCCUCUGAUUUCAUCAGAAAAGAAGGUUAUUUCUGGACUACCUGGCAACUUAGUUGGCUCACGGUCUCCCUUAAUUAUUAAGGCUCAUGGUGCUUUAAUGCUUGUUGCAUGGAUAUCAACUGUUAGCAUUGGUGUCAUUUUUGCUCGAUUUUUUAAACCCCUGUGGCCAGAGAGCAGACUGUUUGGUGAGCAGAUAUGGUUUCAGGUGCAUCGUGUCUUAAUGACCUCCACAGUGCUACUCACCUGUUGUGCCUUUGUUUUGCCUUUUGCCUACAGAGGUGGCUGGAGUCACCAUGCAGGUGCCCACCCUUUCCUUGGCUGUACAGUUAUGGCGCUUGCUCUUCUCCAGCCCCUCAUGGCUAUUUUAAGGCCACAUCCUGAUUCCUUGAGAAGGUACAUCUUUAACUGGAUGCAUUGGAGUGCAGGCACCAUUGCUAGGAUAAUUGCUGUUGCAGCUAUGUUCUUGGGAGUUCAUCAGCAAGCUCUGGAUCUUCCAAGCCCUUGGGAUACAUUUGUGCUGUGUGGGUUUGUAGUGUGGGAUGUUGCUGCAGAUUUGGUUUUGGAGAUACACAACUACCACAUGAUUCAUAAAGCUAAGAAUGUUGCAGAUGAUGAAGAGGAAAUUAUACAUUCAUCUUCAGAGGCGUCAGAGGGUGACCUCUUUAAGAAGAUUGUUUUAGCAGUCUAUAUCUGCGGAAAUCUGGGAUUUCUCAUUACUCUUUUGAUUGCCAUAAAUGACAUGUGAAAAGAAGCUUAUAAAGAAACUGACCUCCUACCUCCUUGGUUGAAGAAUCAGUCAGCUCCUGGAGUGAGAUACAGUUGUACUUUCCCUCAAGAGCCACCAGAAAUGAGGAGCAUGUGGUUGAAUUUUAUAAAAGGACAGAACAAAACCUCAAAGAAUGGAUAGCCCUGGUGUUUACAAAUAUUGUGUUUAUAGCAAUGUGCUUCUAAGGAAAGAAUGUACAGGUAUUAUCAAAUGAGUUGGAAGCAUAAAUAGAAUUAUUUUUAAUUCUGAGGUAUAGGUCUGUAAUCUGACAUUUUUCCACAACUAAGAAUUGCACUCAGUCUAAUGCUGCCUUUACAUGCAUAAAAGUUGACUAAUAGUCAGUAACCUUUUGUGGUUAACUAAGGAAUAGGUGUUGAUAUAGAGUAUAUGACUUUGUAAGAUUUAGUUUUUAUUUCAAAUACCAUUUCUGCAAGAAAAAUUGGGAAAAUAUAAUAGCAUGACAGAAUAUAGGAAAGGUUGUAUCAUGCUAGAUAUUAAUAUUUAUUUCACAACCAGUCGACAGAAUUGUUACUUUUGUUUUAGUGUUUCAAAAAGAAAACACAACAGCAGAGAAAAAAUAAGCCUUCAAAACGCGUGCAUUCUAGAUUUUAAUGCUUGUGGAGAACAGAGAUAAAUUUUAUUGGAGGUGCCUACAGUUAAGAUGUGAAAGUCAGUGGUGCUGUGUACUUCAACAGUAGGUCUUCAGACCCUAAUCCUUUAAUAAAGUCUAUGUAGCCCAAAUGGGGCUAAUGCACUUUGUGUCUUCAAUACGACUCAACCAAACCUCUAACAGAAAUAAACAAGUUUUUAAAAUGA
Lepisosteus oculatus (spotted gar) is the source of this 3222-nucleotide messenger RNA. It is a transcript of the gene frrs1a, whose product is annotated as ferric-chelate reductase 1a. Lineage: Eukaryota; Metazoa; Chordata; Actinopteri; Semionotiformes; Lepisosteidae. The record is from RefSeq and is a predicted model, not a curated record. Gene Ontology annotation, cellular component: membrane.